CGCACGGGCACGGGCACGGGCACCACCCGCACGCGCAUGUGCAUCCCCACGCGCACGUCCACGCACACGCGCCCACUCUGCACGCCCCCGCGCCUGUCCCCGCGCUCCCUGCCCCGCCGCCCGACGCGCCGUUGCCCCUGUGCCAAAGCAUGACCGCGACCCCGCCGCCGCUGCCGCCGUCCUCCGGCUCUGCCUCGGGCUCGGGGACGAGCACGCCCAACGGCGGGAGCGCAGCCGCGCGCGCGCACUUCGUCGCGACGCUGCAGAGCAAGAGCGCGUGGGACGCGAUGGUGCACGGGACGUGGAUGUGAGCGCGGGCCCCCCGGGGACCUCAGGUUCCCUUCGUGUGUGAGGAUGGUGGGCGCAGUUGCCAGGGGUAUCGGUGAUAGAUGGCGGCUGCGGUGGUGGUGGUGGUGAUGAUGGCGAUACGCCGUCGGGUAAGAGUGGGGGUUGUAUGUAUGGCUUCUGCGUUCCUCUUCGUAGGACGAGUCCUCCAUUAUUCUCUUCUCGUUUGUUUUCUCUCUGUACUCUGUCUGUACCCGUCGUCUCCGUCCCGUCUAUUCUAUCGCCCAGUCUCGUCCAUCAGCCCGUGAGCUCGCGCGCCGUGUGUGAUAUGUAUUAUACACACUCUCUGUAUGCUGCGUGUACGCCAGACUCGGCCGUUAUGGCAUCGUAUCUCUUGUAGAUCUUCCUCGUUCCUC
This is a messenger RNA of Heterobasidion irregulare TC 32-1, 701 nucleotides long. RefSeq lists its product as uncharacterized. The record is from RefSeq and is a predicted model, not a curated record. Bases 150 to 311 code for a protein of 53 amino acids. Lineage: Eukaryota; Fungi; Basidiomycota; Agaricomycetes; Russulales; Bondarzewiaceae. The transcript has a single exon.